AUGUUCAGGAAAAUCAACAAUGUCUUCCGUCCCAACCAGCCUGGACACAGAGGCCGGGAUGCAGGUGGGGGCAGGAGCGAACAGGAUUACCACAGAGCCUGCACCGUCAGGCUGGUCCGCAGCACCUCCAUGCUCGUGGUGGGGGAGAGAAGCCAGGCGACGGCCGCCGGUAGCUCCACUUUAAAACGCAGCAAGAGCUCAGUGACUAUCGAGUCGACCUUGUACUGUUACCAGAGGCAAGAGGACCAGAUAUGGCUGUACUCUCAGAACCAGAACUGCCUGGAGUACCUGGAGGCCCUGGUGGCUCUGAGGCGGCGCUACACCCAGAGUGUGAGCGACCUGAAGAGCAGCGACAUCCAGGCCAACGUGGCCUCCUCCAGGAAGAAGCCUGCACCCCCACCGCCCACUAAACAGGAACCAGUGACCAAACCCUCUGCUCCUCCGGUCCCCACAGAGGAGAACACUCUGCAGUUCUUUGACUCGGUCAUCGCCAGCUGCGAUGAGCCUCCGCGUAAACCUUACCUGGAUGAUGGACAUGCAGAUGUGGACUUCAUGGUCGCAUCCAGCUCAGCUGAACACGACCUCCACUCCAAUUGGGUCUUGCGGGUUCCUCGUGUCGCGGAUGACUCAAAGGAGAAGGCUGUUCGUCACUGUGCCAAGGAAAGCAAGAAGAAAACCAAGAGCGGGUCCACGAGCAGCAGGCUGCGGCUUCAGAGGAACCCGAUCCACCUGCCCAAGGCGGUGGAGAGCGCCUUCCAGACUCUGCGCUUCAAGCCCAAAUUAAAAAAAGAAAAGUGA
This is a messenger RNA of Limanda limanda (common dab), 798 nucleotides long. RefSeq lists its product as uncharacterized. The record is from RefSeq and is a predicted model, not a curated record. The transcript has 3 exons. Bases 1 to 798 code for a protein of 265 amino acids. Lineage: Eukaryota; Metazoa; Chordata; Actinopteri; Pleuronectiformes; Pleuronectidae.